Molecule: messenger RNA, 2104 nt
Organism: Planococcus citri (citrus mealybug)
Lineage: Eukaryota; Metazoa; Arthropoda; Insecta; Hemiptera; Pseudococcidae
Product: deoxyribonuclease-2-alpha-like
Exons: 7
Coding region: 257-1306 (349 amino acids)
Biological process (GO): apoptotic DNA fragmentation
Molecular function (GO): deoxyribonuclease II activity
Source: RefSeq, a predicted model, not a curated record
AUAAAGAACGAUAAACGGUUCAAAUUGACUACCGUAAAUGCGUUGUAAACAGGGAAAAAGCAAACCGCUGAACCAUGAUGCAUGAUUUAAAAAUCGAAAGUCGUUACAGCUAUCCUGUUGUGAUAGGACUCACAUUCACAUAGCAUUGUGUAUUUUCAUUGCGGUAGGUUGUAGAGUGAAAUGGUUCGUUGGUUUAAAAUACUCGCUGAUUUUUGUGCUAAUAAAAUUAUCCUUUGUGAGUAAAUAGAGAAAAAUUAUGCUUUUAGUAAUUGUGAAUUUAAUUCUCGUUUUUUUCGAUCAAACAUAUUCGCAACAGUGUCUCGACCAUCAAGGCAAUCCCGUUGAUUGGUUUGCAUUGUAUAAACUUCCCAAAAUUCGAGACCAUCCGAAUAAAAAUGUUCAGAAUGGGAUAGCUUAUUUAUUUGUUACCUCGGAUACUGUAACUAAAGGCUGGACUCUGGCUAAUGAUACAAUAAUGGACGAAAAUUCCAUUCCUGGUAAAACGCUUUCGGUCAUUAUUGGCAAUGAAGUCGAAGAUAUUUUUUGGAUAUUCUACAACGAUCAGCCUCCUAAUCAACCCUACACUAUUUUACAAGGACAUACUAAAGGAGCUGUAGUAGGUAGUCGUGAUAAAGGAUUUUGGCUGGUUCAUAGCGUGCCUCAUUUCCCAGUGAUUAAUCGACAGGAUGGAUAUGUGUAUCCACAUACUGGAACCACCUAUGGGCAAAGCCUUCUUUGUAUUAGUUUGAAACCCACUGAUAUGGAGAAUAUUGGUACUCAAUUGAUGAUUAAUGAUGCUAAAGUGUACGAGAGUACCUUUCAAGGAACAUUGGCCGAUGUAUUUCCUCAGCUUAAAAAAGCAGCAGAUAUGCAAAGAUUAUCUCAGAAUGAGAAUAUUGUUACUAUUCAAUCUGUCGAUGAUGUAUCGUUUCUAUCUUUCGCUAAAUCUGACUCAUUUGAUAAAGAUUUAUACAGUCAAUGGGUGUCGGACGAAUUGAAAUGUACCUUAUUUGUUGAAACCUGGCUACAUGAUGACAGAUUGCCAUCAGCUUGCAAUGAAACUUAUCCAGUCCAUAAUAUAAAUCAAAUAAAAUGGAAUACUCACAAUGAUCAAUUCAGUAAUUAUAAAGAUCAUUCAAAAUGGACAGUUUGUGCUGAAGAAAACAUCCCAUGGAUUUGUAUUGGCGAUAUCAAUAGAGCUUCCACUCAGUUCAAACGUGGAGGCGGUACAGUGUGUUUGAAAAAUCCUAAUUUAUGGAAAAUGUAUUUCAAAAUGGUCGCAGCGGUAGAACCAUGCCCUGCCUAAUGAUCUCUCUUGCUUGUUCACUUUUCAGCCAAUUUGUAUAUAGGUAUUUUUCGAUUAUUUUGUGCAUUUUUGUUAAUUUUUAAAGUACCUACAACAAUACAACAUAGGUAAAAUAUAGAAAAAAUUUUAAUAAAACGUAAGACUGAUUCGAUAUAAUAAAAUUUUGUAGUUUGUAACAUUCAAUUAUUAUGAUUUAUGAUUUUCAUUUAGGUAGGUACUAGGUAGCUAGGUACAUGUUAAAUUACUUGAAUUUCAAUUUAUUCAUUAUUAUAUUUUUCUUCGAGGAAAGAAGUAGGUAUCAUCUGGUUUCCAAAGUGCCCCAACUGCUGCAGUCUGCCGUCUGCCCCUGUGUCAAAGACACUUUCUUCCUCCUUAGUCGCAGCCCUUUAUCUCCCAUACAUACUUCACGUAAUACUUAAUUACUUAGACUUGCUAGAAAUUUCAAAAAUUGAACAUUUUAGCGCUAAAAAAUUAUUUUUCUCAUUUCACAAUUUUAACCAUCACUGAAUUUACUACUCACGCUCUCUACAAAACACUGAAAAGUUUCAAAACUAAGCUUGUAAACAUCGAAUUGAUAAGAGUGAGGACAAGAUUGACAAGAAAAAAAUAACUAUAAAACAGCAGUGAAAAAUGUCCGGAAAAUAAUUAGUACAAGGUUUUCGAAUAUUCCUAAUGACUAAUAAUUAUUGUAGAGAAUGUGAGACUGAUUAAUUUUUUGAUGAAUUCAACCUAACAUGUUUACUUACCGCGUAAAACCUCAAUUUUCAUCGUGGCUGCGAGGUAGAACCAAAUCCAAAA